Pungitius pungitius (ninespine stickleback) is the source of this 5005-nucleotide messenger RNA. RefSeq names its product matrix metallopeptidase 15a (gene mmp15a). Gene Ontology annotation, cellular component: extracellular matrix. NCBI's taxonomy places the organism in Eukaryota, Metazoa, Chordata, Actinopteri, Perciformes, Gasterosteidae. The transcript has 10 exons. The record is from RefSeq and is a predicted model, not a curated record. Gene Ontology annotation, biological process: collagen catabolic process; extracellular matrix organization; proteolysis. The coding region runs from base 741 to 2894 and encodes 717 amino acids. Gene Ontology annotation, molecular function: metalloendopeptidase activity; zinc ion binding.
AGCGUGCCCCCACACAUCAGGAACCAACGCGCUGCACGUCCAUAUCCACGAUGGUCCCCUGUGGGCCGGCCUGUAGUUUCCUACAACGGCAGCAGAUGUCCCAGUGGUGGUGUGAUGUGGGGCUGCUGCGUUGGGAGGGGGGGAGGCCCCUCUCUCGCUUUAAAACCGCUUCCAUCAGAUCGACCACCGCGCGCAGCUGUUAGAUGGCGGUCUCUCAAAUAUUUACAAAGCGCGUUUCCGCUCCGAGAUAAAAGUCGAUGACGUUUGUUGGAGCUGAACGGCGGAGGUUGAAAUUUGAUCGUUGGCACUGACUUCCAAUUUUUCUUUUUUUUUUCGUGUGCAAAAUUCGCAGCAAGUUCAGAAACCGCUUCGCUCCACGGCCACUUUUCUCGUGCGACCUGCGAGCCCGCAGCUGACCGAAGAGUCAAAAAAGGGAAGGGAUCCGCGCUCGGGUUAUUUGCAACCGCUGCAUGACCCCCCCCCCUCCCCUUCGGUUGAGCCAUGAGGCUGCUUGCCCACGAUAACCCCGAUUCGUGUUUUACGUAUUCGUUUUCCGAGGGUUCGUAAAUGCACCUUCACCCGCGCGACGUACUUCUUUCUUCCGCCGAGGGAGCAGACGAGCCCACUUGUUGCGGAGCGUCGUGAUUACAUGCGAGCCGAGCAGCGCUGCGUCCCUUUAUUCCUCCCGCUUGGAGGAAGUAGUUCGGCAGUUUUGCGGGCCGCUGCGCGUCGUGAAGAAGAUGGCACCCAAACAACCUUGGACCCAGAUCUUGAUCGCGCUCUCGUCCUUAUUCUCUCUCACGGUGUGCAGCGCGGCGGCCGAUGCCCCGGAGGAGGAGGCUUUCAGUGCCGAGGCUUGGCUUCGUACGUUCGGCUACCUGUCUCAGGCGAGCGGUCAGAUGUCCACCAGGCAGUCGGCUCAGAUCCUGUCCAAAGCCAUCAGCGACAUGCAGCGCUUCUAUGGCAUAGAUGUGACAGGGGAGAUGGACCCUGCUACUGUUGCGGCCAUGCGUCGGCCUCGCUGUGGCCUCCCAGACAGAAAAGCGGAGGAGAUGGAUGGUGGCGCGAGGAAAAAACGCUACGCUCUCACUGGACAGCAGUGGGGCAAAGAUCACAUCACCUACAGCAUCAUGAACCAGCAAAUCCCGUCCUCGCUGGGCGAGGAGCGGACCUUCAAUGCCAUCCGCAACGCCUUUGACGCCUGGAGACGGGUCACGCCGCUCACCUUUGAGGAGUUACCUGCUGUAAACAGCAUCAGCAGCAUCAACAGCAGCCAGGCACAGCUGGCUGACAUCCUGUUGUUGUUUGCAACUGGUUUCCAUGGUGAUAUGUCAUUGUUUGAUGGCGAAGGAGGGUCGCUGGCCCACGCCUACUACCCCGGACCAGGGAUCGGUGGGGAUACACACUUUGAUGCUGAUGAGCCUUGGACGCUGGAAAACCAAAACCCACAAGGUAUAGACCUCUUCCUGGUCGCGGUGCAUGAACUCGGCCACGCUUUGGGUCUGGAGCACUCUGAUAACCCCAAUGCCAUAAUGGCUCCUUUCUACCAGUGGAUUCAAACACACAACUUCACCCUCCAUGACGAUGACAUCAGAGGAAUACAGUACCUAUACGGCCCCCCUCGCCUCGGCGAUGCUCCUCCCACUUCUCCUCCGGUCCUUGAGGACAAACCAGGACAUGACUCCCCUUCUCCUCCUGAGGAAGGACCCGACCCAACUCCUCCCAGGGCGCCCCCACCCGAUUCCCCCGACCCGACCGACGGCACUCCCGAUCCCCCAGCCCCCCCGGAGCCGAGUCCCAGUUCGACCUCACCUCCUGCCCUCCCCACCCCAGCCCCCACCGCCUCACAGCCCGAACCUGUAACCCCACGCAUUAGAAAAGAUGUCCCCCCUCCCCUUCCUCCUCCUCCUCCUCCUCCCGCCCCUCCGCGACCUCCCAAGCUGCCGGACAACCAGGCCCCCGACAUCUGUGACGGGGACUUUGACACGGUGACCGUGUUGAGAGGGGAGAUGUUUGUUUUCAAGGGCCGCUGGUUCUGGCGUGUGCGGAGGAACCGGGUCUUGGAUAACUACCCCAUGCCGAUAUCCGUGUUCUGGAACGGCCUGCCCAGUGACAUCGACGCGGCCUACGAGCGCCACGAUGGCAAAUUUGUCUUCUUUAAAGAUGAUAGAUUCUGGGUGUUCAGGGAGGCCGACGUGCUGCCGGGAUACCCGCAGCCCAUACAUGAGUACGGACAAGGAGUUCCUGCACAUAAGAUCGACACAGCAAUCUGGUGGGAGCCCAACGAAUACACAUACUUCUUCAGUGGAGACAGAUACUGGCGAUACAACGAGGAGACCCGCACUACGGACCGAGACUUUCCGAAGCCAAUCAACAGAUGGGGGAGGAUCCCUUCAUCACCCAAGGGAGCCUUCCUCAGCGAUGACGGCGCUUACACCUACUUCUACAAAGGCACCAAUUACUGGAGGUUUGACAACCGCAGGACGGAAGCGGAGAAAGGCUACCCUCGCUCCUUCCUGAAGGACUUCAUGGGAUGUGUGCGAGCCGUCCACCCGCAGCCCGAUGCAGACACGGAGCAGGAACCGAAAUACAAACCAGUCGACCCUUCAGAUAGAGGCAAAGAGCACAAAGAGCCCGACGGGGGGAGAGACAAGGACCCGGAGGACGACCGACCCGGCGGCACGGAGGAAGAGGACCAGGGCAAAGAAGUGAACGUGGUGGUGACGGUGGCCGACAACGGAUCGAAGGUCAUGACUCUGAUCAUGGUGAUUGUUCCUCUGGUCCUCAUCUUGUGCAUCCUCGUCCUCAUCUACACCAUCCUCAGGACUCUCCAGAACAAAGAGACCCCGAGGGCCUUGGUGCACUGCAAGCGCUCGUUGCAGGACUGGGUGUGAAGCGCGGGAACGGGAAGAGAUCGAGCGGCUGUUCAUCACUCGCAGUCGUUCCAGGCGUCUAAAUUUGUACUAAUGGCUCUGACGCGGUAGUUAAGUCUACGAAAGCAGAGGUUGAGUCACCGUUUUGGGCCCCAUUUAUUGUGAGAGCUUUUUAUCGCUCAUGUGAAAUAAUGCAAACGUGGUAAAAUGCCUGUGGAGCGUCAGCGCACGUUUCCUACUGGCUCUUGAAGUUCUUGUUCUUUGUGCCUUGAAAAUGUCUGAAAGGGUACUUAUAUUUCUUUAAAGAAAAACAAUCAUAGCUUUAAAAAAAAAAAAAAGAUGUAGCAGCCACCAGAUGUUUACUGAAGAAGACACACAACACUCGGGGGGGGGGGGAGGAAGGGACCAGUAAUUUAGUUUAAAUGCAGACCAAGUCAACGAUGCACAUAUGUUACACAGAAGCACACAUACUGUACAUAUCCACAAACAUGUGUCCUUACGGCUAGAGAAUGAACUAUUCAAAUACACGCAUUAAUAUGAACAGGUCUUCCACAUGCUCGACUACGGUGCCUCAACCAAUCCCAACUUCAUUCUUUGGUUUAGAUCACAUCAUUUGCUCUUUUGAUUCCGUUUUUUUUUCUCUGUGUUUUGCUGAGUGUGCGUUAUUGCGAAUGCGCUUGUGUGUCUGUCUGUUUGAAACAACAACAACAGAAGAAGAAGAAGCGCGUCCUCCGACCGGCGCAGGAAUGUCAGACAGCUGCGUGCCCCCCCCCCACAGAGCCCAUUAUGUCGGCCCGCUCUCUCACACAGACACGCACCGUGACAUCACAUGAUGUCAACUCUCCCUGCACAUGUGCAGACACACACACACACACACACGCACGCACUAAGACAUGGAGACACUACUUACCCAAACAAAGGCACAUAGUUUUUGCACACAGACACAAAGGCUCCAGCCUCCCCCCCCUUCCCCUUCCAGACCUCCCCUCCCACCACUGCCUGAUGUGAGCACCACUAAAACAGCGUCCCAGUGGAGUGGAACAGGGGGGCAUUUGUACACACUUAACGAGAAGAUUGGAAAAGUGCUGUGGUAUUUUACAAAUCAUCUCUCAGCUUCUCUGGCUUUGCGGCAGCAUUCGUCUUUUCGGGUAUCUCCUCUUUUCUGUUUUUCACGUUAAAGCAAAAGAGUGUCGCCGGAGAUGAAGUGGACUUUGGAGAAGCCUGCAGGCCGUGGAGGAACGGGUCCGGGUCUGGUUUCCAUUAAGCCCACAUGCUGCUGAUUUAUUAGUGUCAGGCAUGAAGGGAGAGAGGGGCGUUGUGGAAAAUGCAAAAAGAAGGAGGUAUAAAAUAUAACGGUGGGGAAAAGAGGAAAUGAGAGAGAAUGAGAUGACGAGAGAAAGAAAGAAACCGGGGGAGGCAGAGGGUGAGGAGGGGGAGACGGAGGGCUCUGCCAAAAUCUUCCUUGCCAGUUAUUUUCUGGAAGAGGAGGAGCAAGGGAAACAGGGAGGACGGAUGUUUGGGAGGAAUAGCGCUGGCGUUGUGCCUCUUGACCUAGAUUAGGACACUAAAUCCACGCCUGCUUUGCCUAUUUUCUUGUUUUCGCAGGGUUUGUUGUCGUGAGCGGAGCGGUCAUUAACCUCCUCUCAUCCCUCCACUUUUCUUUCAUAUUACCACUCUGUUUCUGGGUUUGUCUUGUUGCUGUACCUCUCUGCAGCAUUUAUACUUAAUGCACAUAAACAUCUAGAAAGGGUUCAUUUAGUCCCUUUUUAUUAAUUUGUUUGUCUUGCUAACGUUUUAAAGUCACUAUUGACAUACUAACCAUUACCUUUUACUUGUGUCUUCACAUUGUGCCUAUGUUUACUUUUUGCCAUUAUUGUGCCUUUUUUCUGUGAAUUAUGAGAUGGCUUUUUUUACUAUAAAAAACAAGAGGGAACAUUUGAAGAAAAUGUGUUUUUCUUUUUUAAAUCAUAUUACUUUUUGCUCUACAUUUCCGAACAGUACAUUAGAAAAUCACAACGUUGAUCCAUGCAGGGCAUGUUCUGUAAGGCCUGUGCACUCCUGUGUAGAGUACAUUCAGGUUUUCACAAUAAAACGUACAUGUAAAAGCAACACAAGUCUGCUUUGCUGCAGUU